Messenger RNA from Topomyia yanbarensis, 445 nucleotides. RefSeq lists its product as uncharacterized. The record is from RefSeq and is a predicted model, not a curated record. Gene Ontology annotation, biological process: microtubule polymerization. The transcript is spliced from 2 exons. NCBI's taxonomy places the organism in Eukaryota, Metazoa, Arthropoda, Insecta, Diptera, Culicidae. Gene Ontology annotation, molecular function: tubulin binding. The coding region runs from base 49 to 402 and encodes 117 amino acids.
UUUUGUUUAGUCUUCUCAAAAUUUUCAGUUAUUUAAAGCAUCUAAACUAUGGAUAAAAUAACCAAGACCAAAACUAAAACUGUUCAGGAGUUGCCGACACUGGAUGCCAUGUUCACAUCAUACGCCAAGUAUAAGCCCGCACUCAACUCAUUCCAAGGUGACGGUCAACGGAUACUGCUGUCGCAAAGCGACGCAUGGAUGCAACAAGCACAACUUAUCGGAAAAGAACGCCCGUUCACCCUCACCGAAACAGGGGUAACCUUCUUCACGUUUAGCAAAUCGACACUGAAUUUCGAUGAGUUUCAACAGUUUCUGGAGAAGUUGUGUGCCAGCAAACACGUUGGCUUGGAGGAAGUUAAGCGAAUGUUGGUUAGCUGUGGUCCCCCAGGGUUGAUUUCCUGACAGUACAGAAGCCACACACUGAUUUCCUACCUGAAUCAUAUCA